AUGCAACACGUACUACAAGCAGGCCUAUCGGCUGGCAUGUCCGCUACGUCAGGCUUCCACUCAAGCAAGCCUAACGCUAUGCCAAAGGACCACAACAACGCUCAAGACCUUACGCCAUCGAGUUUCGUGCCUGAUGUACUACCGCGAGGUCAUGUCACAUAUCGAGGAAAGAAGCACAACGUUGAAGCGCCAUGGAUCUCCAUUGGAGCGUGGCCAUGGGGUGACAAAGCAACCUGGCAAUGGGACGAUGCCAGAGAACGUGGUCCACUGAGGGAGGCAUGGCAGCUUCUUGUGCAGAAAGGUUGUAACCACAUCGACACAGCGCAAGUUUAUGGCUCGGGAGAAAGCGAGCGCAUCUGUGGCGAGCUCGUAGCUGGCAUGAAGCGUGAACACUUCAUUAUGCAGACGAAGUGGUGGGUGUUUCCAGGCGACGCACAGAAUAUCAUCCAUCCACAGGACGCCCCGCUAGCGAAGCUCAAGGGCUCACUGGAACGAAUGAAGCUGGACUACACUGACAUCUACAUGGUCCAUGGACAUAUCCACGCCCAAUCAAUUAGCAUGGUAGCCAAGAGCCUAGCGGACUGCGUCGACCAAGGUCUCACCAAGACAGUGGCAGUGGCCAACUACAGCGCGAAGGAUAUGCUUCAAAUGCGAGACGAGCUGGCGAAGUACGACGUCCCACUCGCCUGCAAUCAGUGCGAGUACUCUCUUCUCCGCCGCGGACCGGAGACAGAGGGCCUCCUGAAGGCAUGCAGAGAAAACGACAUCGUCUUUCAGAGCUACUCCUCGCUUGCCCAAGGCCGACUUUCUGGCAAGUACCACAGCGAUAAUGAGCCGCCGAAGCAACAUCGCUUCUCCUCAUACCCUAUGAAGUAUAUCGAGCCGACGCUUGAAGUGCAAAAGCAUAUCGCACAGAAGCACAAUGUCAGUGUUGCAGCCGUGGCGUUGAAUUAUAACAUGGUGCAUGGUAUCGUGCCAGUGGUCGGCGUGCGCAACCCUGAGCAAGCGCAGAAGAAUUGUGAGGCGCUGGGAUGGAGGCUGAGAGACGAGGAGAUCGCUCAGCUGGAUGCUGUAAGCUUCGAGGGCAAGUCUACUAGUUUGUGGCAGCAAGGCUAG
Messenger RNA from Recurvomyces mirabilis, 1116 nucleotides. RefSeq lists its product as uncharacterized. Bases 1 to 1116 code for a protein of 371 amino acids. The transcript has a single exon. Lineage: Eukaryota; Fungi; Ascomycota; Dothideomycetes; Mycosphaerellales; Teratosphaeriaceae. Gene Ontology annotation, molecular function: oxidoreductase activity. The record is from RefSeq and is a predicted model, not a curated record.